CAAGAAAAAUAUUCCAUACCUGUUGCCGGCGUUUUGAUCGACAGAAGAGAGCGUGCCCGCGAUAAAUGGGUCUCGCCCCAUCUCCGUAGACUCCAAGCCAUCCGAUCGUCUCCAAGAAAAUGCUCCACUGGUCCCUGAUAGUUAGUGCCCUGGGCGUCUGCGUGGCCGCCUUGGGCGGCUACUGCGGCUGGGUUUUCUUUCCCAACAUGGUACACAAAAAGGUCGAACAGAGCGUCGUUAUAGCAGAUGGCUCCGAACAAUAUAAACGUUUUGUGAAUCUGCCUCAGCCAUUGAACUUCAAAGUCUACAUAUUUAACGUGACCAAUCCGGAUAGGAUUCAACAAGGUGCCAUACCCAUAGUCGAGGAAAUAGGACCCUAUGUAUACAAGCAGUUCCGUCAGAAGAAAGUGAAGCAUUUUUCGAGGGAUGGUUCGAAAAUCUCCUAUGUGCAAAAUGUGCACUUUGAUUUCGAUGCCGAUGCCUCCGCUCCGUACACCCAAGACGAUCGUAUUGUGGCGCUCAAUAUGCACAUGAAUGCAUUUUUACAAGUAUUCGAAAGAGAAAUCACAGAUAUCUUUCAGGGAUUUGCCAAUAGGCUAAAUUCCCGAUUGAAUCAAACACCAGGAGUACGAGUCCUGAAACGAUUGAUGGAACGUAUUCGAGGGAAACGUAAAUCUGUCCUGCAAAUCUCUGAGAACGAUCCUGGUUUGGCUUUACUGCUGGUUCAUUUAAAUGCCAAUCUGAAGGCGGUUUUUAACGAUCCGAAAACGAUGUUUGUGAGCACCUCUGUGAGGGAAUAUCUCUUCGAUGGAGUGCGCUUCUGCAUCAAUCCCCAGGGAAUCGCCAAGGCCAUUUGCAAUCAGAUCAAGGAGAGUGGGUCCAAAACUAUUAGGGAACAAAGCGAUGGCAGCCUGGCAUUCUCCUUCUUUGGACAUAAAAAUGGUUCCGGACACGAAGUCUACGAGGUGCAUACUGGAAAAGGAGAUCCUAUGAGGGUGUUGGAGAUCCAGAAACUGGAUGACUCGCACAAUCUGCAGGUGUGGCUAAAUGCCAGUACAGAGGGCGAAACUUCAGUCUGCAAUCAGAUCAACGGAACUGAUGCAUCGGCCUAUCCACCAUUUCGUCAGCGAGGGGAUUCCAUGUACAUCUUCAGCGCGGAUAUUUGCAGAUCAGUGCAGCUGUUUUACCAUUCAGAUAUUCAGUACCAGGGAAUUCCUGGAUAUCGGUACUCCAUCGGCGAAAACUUUAUCAACGACAUUGGACCGGAACACGAUAACGAGUGUUUUUGCGUUGACAAAUUGGCGAAUGUGAUAAAGAGGAAAAACGGAUGUCUCUAUGCGGGUGCCUUGGACUUGACCACCUGUUUAGAUGCCCCUGUGAUUUUGACUCUGCCUCAUAUGCUGGGCGCCUCGAAUGAGUACCGAAAGAUGAUAAGGGGCUUAAAACCAGAUGCCAAGAAGCAUCAGACUUUUGUAGAUGUGCAGUCGCUGACGGGCACGCCCUUGCAAGGCGGCAAGAGGGUUCAGUUCAAUAUGUUCCUUAAGAGCAUUAAUCGCAUUGGCAUCACCGAAAAUCUACCCACAGUUCUGAUGCCCGCCAUUUGGGUGGAAGAGGGCAUCCAACUCAAUAGCGAAAUGGUGGCCUUCUUCAAGAAGAAAUUGAUCAACACACUAAAAACCCUCAAUAUUGUCCACUGGGCGACCUUGUGCGGUGGCAUUGGUGUGGCGGUGAUAUGCCUCAUAUACUAUAUCUAUCAAAAGGGGCGUGUCGAGGAGCCACCCGUGAAGUAAGAUAUUAAUCAUAAAUCCGUAUUUGUUAUUGAGUGUUAUGUAAAGUGUAUUUGUUAUGUUAUUAUGAUAAUUAUGAAUGUAACACAUGCAGUUUUUGUCUACGAAUUUGUAUAUAAUUUAUUUUUUAAAUGUGAUUCUAUUGUAUUGUGAUUUAGCGUUUACUAAAAAAAAAAAACAAGAAAAACUACCAA
Molecule: messenger RNA, 1981 nt
Organism: Drosophila takahashii
Lineage: Eukaryota; Metazoa; Arthropoda; Insecta; Diptera; Drosophilidae
Gene: Snmp2
Product: Sensory neuron membrane protein 2
Cellular component (GO): membrane; cytoplasm
Molecular function (GO): scavenger receptor activity
Source: RefSeq, a predicted model, not a curated record